Molecule: messenger RNA, 822 nt
Organism: Ilex paraguariensis (yerba mate)
Lineage: Eukaryota; Viridiplantae; Streptophyta; Magnoliopsida; Aquifoliales; Aquifoliaceae
Source: the annotation of a GenBank genome assembly
AUGCAAAGAGCUUUUGAGAUAUACGCCUACUGUGCUAUGUCGCCGAAUUACUUAGCAAAUCAUUUCUUCUUCACUGGUCAACAUUUUCUAGUAGAGCAACUAACUGAAAUUGCACUUGCUGUGACUAUUCAUGGGCCAACAAAGUCACAUUCCUACUACAAUUUAGCACGAUCGUACCAUAGCAAGGGGGACUAUGAAAAAGCUUCGCAUCUGUUUUGGAGGUGUACCCUGAUAACUGUGAGACAAUUAAAGGUUCUUGGGUACAUUUGUGUUCGGCUAGGGCACACUAAGAAUGCCCAGGAGUUCUUAAAGAAAGCUACAAAGAAUGAUCCACGUGAUGCCCAGGCAUUUCUGGAUCUUGGGAAGCUUUUAAUUUCAACUGAUGCAGGAGAUGCGUUAGAUGCUUUUAAAACUGCACGUAAUCUACUGAAAAAGGAUGACGAAGAAGUACCAACAGAACUGUUCAACAAUAUUGGAGUUCUUCAUUUUGAAAGAGGAGAGUUUCAGCUUGCUAAACAAACGUUCAUGAAAAUACUAGGUGAUGGCAUAUGGGUUAAGUUCAUUGGUAGUGACGCUCCACGGGAUCCAAAUGUUGAAGCAGAAGCAGAUUCCAAUAAUAUGAAAGUACAAUCAGAGCAUGUCGAAGGACCACAAUCCAAUCAUACUGGUGUUAGAAUUCGAGCCGAAAGUCGCUUCAGCCCUCGGAUUGAGAAAUUGAGGGGUAAUGAAAACUGUGUGCCAUUGAGAGAGAGAGAGAGAGCUUCUUCUACCAUCGUCGGCCCUCUCAGCUUCUCUCAGGAGUAUUUUGGUCACUAUACCUAA